Molecule: messenger RNA, 755 nt
Organism: Cucurbita maxima (winter squash)
Lineage: Eukaryota; Viridiplantae; Streptophyta; Magnoliopsida; Cucurbitales; Cucurbitaceae
Product: PLASMODESMATA CALLOSE-BINDING PROTEIN 5-like
Exons: 3
Coding region: 168-719 (183 amino acids)
Source: RefSeq, a predicted model, not a curated record
CAUCCAAAACUGAUUAGUAGUGGAAUCCGUUUCUGCCAUCUCCGUAACGGUCACCUCCCCUGUUCCCUCUUAAACCCCCCUUUGUUUUCUCUCUCUAAAGCCCCCAAUCUCCAAAUCUCCAAAUCUCCAAAUCUCUCUCUCUCUCCUCCCGAUCUCCCCGUCAAAAAAUGGCCAAUAAUUUUGCGCUCUUUCUUCUCAUUCUUCUGAUUCUCGGCAGCAGCGCGGCGGAGUCCCGGCAGCCAUCCACCAGGAACCAAAGCGGCGCGACGGAUCUCUGGUGCGUGGCCAAGAACAACGCCGACGACGCUUCUCUGCAAUCCGCCCUCGACUGGGCCUGCGGCGCCGGCGGUGCCGACUGUUCACCAAUCCAGCCCGGUGGCGCAUGCUACGACGCAUCCAACGUCCAGAACAUGGCCUCCUUCGCCUUCAACGACUACUUCCGUAAGCACGGCAUGACCGACGACAGUUGCUUCUUCCAAAACGCCGCUGCUAUCACCUCCUUAAACCCUAGCUACGGAAGUUGCAGAAUCCCAGCUAGUUCGUUGAGAAAUGGGAACUUUCCAAGCCAGACACCAUCGGUAGGGCUGGGGCCGAGUGAAGACAUAAGCGGGUCGGGUCGGAAAUCGGGCCGGUCAUGGGUUUGGCCAAUGGUAAUCGGGUAUUUGUUUUUUAGAAUUGUGUUUCAAUCUCAAAUAGGAAGCCCUAGUUUUUUUAUUUGAAUUUUGAUUUUUUAUUAAGCAAAUAUUGGUAAUUAG